This is a messenger RNA of Caenorhabditis remanei, 594 nucleotides long. RefSeq lists its product as uncharacterized. The transcript is spliced from 3 exons. The record is from RefSeq and is a predicted model, not a curated record. The coding region runs from base 1 to 594 and encodes 197 amino acids. Lineage: Eukaryota; Metazoa; Nematoda; Chromadorea; Rhabditida; Rhabditidae.
AUGUGGUGCCAACAACAGCCCACUUCCAGCCACCAUACUGCUCAUUCCCAUUCCAAUUGCUCUCACAACAGUAGGAUACAGCUCUCCAGCGAAAAUAUAGAUGACAGCGAAACCACUUCCGACUCCAAACUUCCCGAUGAAAGAGGCAGAAGCCACAAGCCAUGGAUAUCCAUCUGGGACAAACAUUGCAGAGACACAACCGAUACCACAGACAAUCAUUGUCGCGGCGAGGGUCCAACGACGUCCGGCGCAUUGGAGGAGAGGCCAGACGACGAAGUAACCGGGGAGCUCCACGGCUCCGUUUAUGAUAAAACUCCAGUAAUCAUCGACUGGAAGGUUCGAGACGUUCAGGGCUUUGCAAACACGCUCUACCGAAUCCAAAAAAGAGAUGUUUCUGAAAAACGCCUAGUUGUCACAGGAAAAGCGAGUCCGGUGAAGAAUCUCAGAAUUAUGAAUGACUCGAUAUCUUUGGCAAAUGAAUUCGCGGUUCCACAGACAACCAAAACGAUGAGAAUUACGAAAAAUGAGCGUCGUCUUCCGAAUUUGUCAGCGAUGUAUCCAAAGAGACAGUUUCCAAUAAAGCUUCCGACGUAG